CGUCACCUAGCGUCCUUCUCGCCGCAGACUUUAUCUUCUGGGCACCGUCACACUCCUCGCCGAAAUUAACUCCCUUCUCGAUGGCGUCUCCUUCGCUCCUACAUUCCGCCGCUGCGGCGGCAUUUCGCGGUCAGCCCCUUAUAUUUUCCCCUCCGGCGGCCACGCGACUCCCGUCGAGAAGAAACCCUCGAAACGGCAACGGGUUGGUCUCGGUGAGAGCGACUGCUGAGAUUGUGCUGUUGGAGAAAUCGGAAGCCGAGAAGGUGAAUCGCCUGAAGACCACUUACCUCGAAAAAAUUGUUCCUCUUCUCAUGGAAGAGUUCUCCUACUCUAACAUUCAUCAGGUUCCAAAAAUUGACAAGAUUGUGCUCAACUGUGGGAUUGGGGAAGCUGCACAGAAUGCCAAGGGACUGGACGCAGCGAUGAACGACUUAGCCCUGAUUGCCGGCCAGAGACCAGUGAAAACUCGAGCACGGAACUCCAUUGCCACUUUCAAGAUCCGGGAGGGUCAGCCACUUGGAAUCGCGGUAACACUCAGAGGAAAUGUGAUGUUCUCAUUCUUAGACAGGCUCAUAAACUUGGGGCUUCCAAGGACAAGGGAUUUCCAGGGUGUGAGCACUAGUAGCUUUGACGGACACGGGAAUUACAGCAUUGGAAUAAGAGAGCAAGGUGUGUUCCCAGAGAUCAAGUUUGAUCUAUCAGGAAAGCCUAGGGGAAUGGACGUGUGCAUCUCAACCACAGCUAACACAGAUCAAGAAGCCCAGAAAAUGUUGGCUUUGAUGGGAAUGCCCUUCAGGGAAGGUGGCGGUGGUAGUGCCACUGGUUUGCCAAAGAAGAAGAAACUCAAAGCUCACCAUUUCGACCCAAAGGCCAAAGGGAAGUCAUCAAGGAGACGUUAGGGAUGAGAAGUGGCGUAUCUAUUCCACCAUUGUCUACAUUUGUUGUUGUGUUCUACUUGUAGUAAUGCGCAUUGAUCGUCUUAGAGUGGUUCAAGUCAAAAAGAUGUUCACCUUGUUUUUAUGACGUAGCAAAUUGUUCUCAUCGUUCCCCUUCGUCAUUCAUAUUCUGAAUGCAAUAAAUCAUGUUCAUUAUAUAGAGAUGGAGGUCGAUUGUUGAUUGGCAGUUCUAGUGUCUCAGCACGCAGUCUUUUCUUUCUAAAUAAACGCUUAAUCAAUUGGAAAUUCCAUU
Messenger RNA from Linum trigynum, 1188 nucleotides. The record is from the annotation of a GenBank genome assembly. NCBI's taxonomy places the organism in Eukaryota, Viridiplantae, Streptophyta, Magnoliopsida, Malpighiales, Linaceae.